UUGACAUUUCUAAAACGUCAAUUUAAAGGGUUUUGAAAAUUAUUAUAAUUAAUUAAAAUCCUCAUAAUAAAAGGCAAAAUCUUCGUGGAUGUCGAAAAAAUGUGGAAUUUAUCUAAAAACCGUUUUCUUAAAACCGUUUCAAGAUGUUACACGACAUCAAAAUCGUCGGUUUCGGAUAAAAAGACGGAAGAAGUAACGAAACUAGUCGCAAUGGAAAAGUUUAAGCAGAAAGCGGUCAGCGUUUCGGUGUUGGGAGUUGACAAUCCUUCCGGCGAAUACUUGUCGUUCCUCUUAAAGCAAAACCCUCUUGUUUCGCAUUUGUAUUUAGUCGGCGAAAAAGCCCCCGGAAUUGCUGCCGAUUUAGAUUCGAUGGAUACAAGAACGAUGAUUUGUGGUUAUACGGAUCAUGAUGUUGAAAAAGCGGUUAAAAAAUCUGAAAUUGUGAUAUUAAUGGGGUUGGAAAAACAAAGAGAUCAGGAAGCUACGCCGGAAGCACAAUUUCACCGGGAAUAUGAAAGAGUUAUCAGAUUAGCCCGUAUUUGUACUAUGUAUGCUUCAAAAUCGAUUAUUUAUGUUUGUGUUAACCCAGUUUCUUAUAUGGUACCGUUAGUAUCCGCGAUUUAUAAGAAAACUCAUUGGUAUCACCCAGGAAGAAUUAUCGGAUCCGUUGCGGUUCACCAAGUGAAAUUAAAUUCAUUAUUAGCUGAUUAUUACAAAUUAGAUCCGGCAGGAAUUAAUGUACCGGUAUGUGGAGGGCCUGAUUUAGAUUGUCUCGUCCCAAUUUUUUCAAGAGCAACCCCAUUAGCGACGACUUCCCCCGAUGAAGUUUUACUGAUUAAAAAGUACCGAAAUGUAGGAGAAACAGGGGAUGUUUUAAAACCGAUAAAAUCGUUCAAGCACGAUUCAGAAUCAAUGGCAAAAGCCUUCGCCAUCAAUAGAAGCAUCACCGCGAUAGCUUUAGGACUUUUAGGUGAUCAAAAUUCGAAUAUGGUCGGACAUAUAAGAAGUAAUAUUUUCCAAACGAGUUCGUAUUUAACGUCUACACUUCAAGUGGGGAGAGGAGGUGUUGUUCAUAAUUACGGAGUACCUGUUUUAUCCCGAACUGAACUUCUUUUAUUAGAACAAGCUUUAUUGUUGAUGUACGAAAGGGAACAAUUGGCUAUUUGUGCUUUGGAAGGUGUAGAUAAAAAAAAAGUUGUGAAGAUGACUUCUUAAUGUUUUUUAUUUAUUUAUUUUUUGUAAAUUUGUGAUAUUAAAAUAAUUUUUUUAGCACGACAUUCUAAAAGAAGUAAUCAUAAAAAUUGAUUUCUUAUCAAAGUUAAUCAAAUCGAAUUAUGUCAACAACACGAGCAAUUUUUCCUGUUAGCUUUCAGUAGAAAAAGCUGUUCUUACCACCCGGUUAAAUCCAAUUUAGUAAUUGCCCAACGAUAAAAGUCGACAAUUACGCGAGAACCCCCCUCGUGUGAACACUGUUCACGGUUACUUUUGACGUAUCGAUCGUUUUUUCGAACUACUUUUUCUUUAUUUUUAAUCCCCCAUACAAAAUAUAUGAUUAACUAUCAUUGUAUAAUUCUUUUUGUGUCGUAAAACUAGGUAAUUUACAUUUUGAUUGCUGUUCUAUUUCGAAACGAAUCAUAAAUAACCUCUUAUUUUACGAAAAAAUAUUUUUGCUAACUCCUAAAACACCUAAAAUUGCCUUUUAAGCGAAGUGCAGCUUAAAUCAUCUCGACUAUUAUCACUAAAACUGCGCAACAACUGUAAAUUUUAGCCCCCACGAAUUCCCUGGGCGUGUUAAAUAUUCAAAAAGCUCAACACAAGAUGUACUAUCCUAGAUUCGGGUAAAAAAAGAAUUUGUUGGUGAAAAUUUUAUUUUCAACACCCUUGUAAGUCCCCUUAACGAGUACGAAGCACGAUUUUGAGAUUUCUUUUCACAAACCCUGCGGGUUUAGAUCCUUCUGUUGUGUUAGGAGGUUCUUUUUACAAUUAUUGUGUUGAGUAUCUUAGAAAUUGCAUUAAGAAAUGUAAAAAAUUUUAUCUUUUUUUGUAUUUUUUUCAAAAAAUAACGCAAUUACGUGGAAUUGCUCGUGAAUUUUGGUUAAUAUAAAAGAAUAGUAUCAAGAGUUUUGGAAUAAUUACAUGAAAUCGCAAUUUCAAAGUUUUA
Onthophagus taurus is the source of this 2161-nucleotide messenger RNA. RefSeq names its product malate dehydrogenase, mitochondrial. The record is from RefSeq and is a predicted model, not a curated record. NCBI's taxonomy places the organism in Eukaryota, Metazoa, Arthropoda, Insecta, Coleoptera, Scarabaeidae. Gene Ontology annotation, biological process: tricarboxylic acid cycle. Gene Ontology annotation, molecular function: L-malate dehydrogenase (NAD+) activity. Gene Ontology annotation, cellular component: cytoplasm; mitochondrion.